This is a messenger RNA of Colletotrichum graminicola M1.001, 1149 nucleotides long. Its product is annotated as triose-phosphate transporter. Gene Ontology annotation, cellular component: endosome; Golgi apparatus; trans-Golgi network. The record is from RefSeq and is a predicted model, not a curated record. The transcript has 4 exons. NCBI's taxonomy places the organism in Eukaryota, Fungi, Ascomycota, Sordariomycetes, Glomerellales, Glomerellaceae. Gene Ontology annotation, molecular function: antiporter activity. Bases 1 to 1149 code for a protein of 382 amino acids.
AUGAGUACACUGCCGACGACGGAGAAGCCCGGCGGCUCCAAGGCUCUCCACCCAGCCUUCUUCAUCGCGAGUUGGAUCUUCUUCUCGAACCUGACCAUCUUGUUCAACAAGUGGCUGCUCGAUACAGCAGGCUUCACCGUCAUCCUAACAUGUUGGCAUCUCGUCUUCUCCACCCUUGCAACCCAGAUCCUCGCGCGAACCACCUCUCUCCUUGAUGACCGCCACAAGGUGAAGAUGACGGGCCGCGUCUACCUGCGCGCUGUUGUACCCAUCGGUCUGCUGUACUCGGGCUCGCUCGUCUGCUCCAAUCUGGUCUACCUCUACCUCUCUGUGUCCUUUAUCCAGAUGCUGAAGGCCGGCGCGCCUGUUGCCGUGCUCUUCACCAGCUGGGCUUGGGGUGUCGCUGACCCCUCCACGAAGACGCUCUACAAUAUUCUGCUUAUCGUAGCCGGUGUGGCACUGGCCUCGUUUGGCGAGAUUGAAUUCUCGUGGAUCGGCUUCAUUUUCCAAAUGGGUGGCAUUGUCUUUGAGGCCAUCCGCCUCGUCAUGAUUCAAGUGCUGCUCAAGGGUGAUGAGAACGCACAGAGGAUGAAUCCGCUAGUUAGUUUGUACUACUACGCCCCCGUCUGCGCCGUCAUGAACUUUUUCGUUGCGUGGGCCAGCGAGUUCAGCACCUUCAAGUUUGAGGAUCUACAAAAGACGGGUGUCACCAUGCUUCUGCUCAACGCUGCCGUGGCGUUCAUGCUCAACGUGUCGAGCGUCUUCCUCAUUGGUAAAACGUCCGGCCUCGUCAUGACCCUCACCGGCAUUCUCAAGAACAUUCUCCUGAUUGUUGCAUCCGUCAUCAUCUGGAGAACCAGCAUCACCGUCAUGCAGUUCGUCGGCUACGCUAUCGCCCUCUUCGGCCUUGUUAUCUACUCCACUGGCUGGGAGCAGCUCAAGAGCUCGGGCGUCGCCGCCAUCACAUGGGCCCGGACCGCCUGGAACUCUCACAACUUCGACGAGGGCCGCCUUUCGCCGCUCGUGCGACGCGCCCUCGUCCUGGGCCUGAUUACGCUCAUCACCUUGAUGCUUGUGCUGGGUAUCGCCUACAAGGGCUCGUCGGCGCCAGAGGACUGGUUACCCACGGUGGCCGCGGUUAGCACCUGA